CAGUGCGGGGCAGGCCGCGGUGACCAGGAGGAGGAGAAAGAACAUGGCGGGCGCGGCGGCGCCCGGGACUGUCCCGGGGGCAGCGGGCGGAGAUGGAGACGAUUCACUUUAUCCGAUCGCAGUUUUAAUAGACGAACUCCGCAAUGAGGACGUGCAGCUCCGUCUCAACAGUAUUAAGAAGUUAUCAACAAUUGCUCUAGCACUUGGAGUGGAAAGGACGCGAACUGAACUGCUGCCAUUUCUUACAGAUACAAUUUAUGAUGAAGAUGAGGUACUGUUAGCUCUUGCUGAACAGCUGGGAAAUUUCACUGGCCUGGUGGGAGGUCCUGACUUUGCCCACUGUCUGCUGCCUCCUUUGGAAAGUCUGGCGACCGUGGAAGAGACUGUGGUUCGAGACAAGGCUGUGGAGUCCCUGAGGCAGAUAUCCCAGGAGCACACUCCUGUUGCUCUGGAAGCUCAUUUUGUACCUCUGGUGAAACGCCUAGCGAGUGGGGAUUGGUUCACUUCUCGCACAUCUGCAUGUGGUUUGUUCAGCGUUUGCUAUCCCAGGGCUUCAAAUACUGUCAAAGCAGAAAUUAGACAGCACUUCCGCUCCUUGUGCUCAGAUGACACACCGAUGGUACGCCGAGCUGCUGCUUCCAAAUUAGGCGAAUUUGCAAAAGUUUUAGAAUUAGACAGUGUGAAAAGUGAAAUUGUUCCAUUGUUCACUAAUCUAGCUUCAGAUGAACAGGACUCAGUGCGCCUGCUAGCUGUGGAGGCUUGUGUCAGUAUUGCCCAGUUACUGUCUCAGGAUGACCUUGAGGUUUUGGUGAUGCCCACACUUCGACAAGCAGCAGAAGAUAAAUCUUGGCGAGUUCGCUAUAUGGUAGCUGAUAAAUUUUCAGAGCUCCAGAAAGCUGUGGGUCCUAAAAUCACCCAAAAUGACCUCAUCCCCGCCUUUCAGAACCUACUUAAAGACUGUGAAGCUGAAGUUCGAGCAGCUGCUGCCUACAAAGUAAAAGAACUUUGUGAGAACUUGCCCAUUGAGGGUAGAGAAACCAUAAUUAUGAAUCAAGUUCUGCCUUACAUAAAGGAAUUAGUAUCUGAUACAAAUCAACAUGUCAAGUCAGCUCUAGCUUCUGUAAUUAUGGGAUUGUCUACCAUUUUGGGCAAAGAGAAUACCAUCGAACAUCUUCUACCUCUUUUUUUAGCUCAGUUAAAGGAUGAGUGUCCUGAAGUUCGUUUAAAUAUCAUCUCCAAUUUGGAUUGUGUAAAUGAAGUGAUUGGAAUCCGUCAACUCUCCCAGUCUCUUCUUCCUGCCAUAGUGGAGUUGGCUGAAGAUGCGAAGUGGAGGGUCCGGCUGGCCAUCAUUGAGUACAUGCCACUGCUGGCCGGCCAGCUGGGUGUGGAAUUCUUUGAUGAAAAGCUGAAUUCUUUAUGUAUGGCUUGGCUUGUGGACCAUGUGUACGCCAUUCGUGAAGCUGCCACCAACAACCUCAUGAAACUGGUUCAGAAGUUUGGUACAGAGUGGGCCCAAAAUACCAUUGUUCCCAAAGUGUUAGUAAUGGCAGAUGACCCUAAUUAUUUGCAUAGAAUGACCACUUUAUUCUGCAUUAAUGCAUUGUCUGAAGCCUGCGGUCAGGAAAUAACCACUAAGCAGAUGCUACCCAUUGUAUUGAAAAUGGCAGGAGACCAAGUGGCAAAUGUUCGUUUCAACGUGGCCAAAUCUCUCCAGAAAAUUGGACCAAUUCUAGAUACUGAUGCUCUGCAGGUGGAAGUUAAGCCGGUACUGCAGAAGUUAGGCCAAGAUCAAGACAUGGAUGUCAAAUACUUCGCACAGGAAGCUAUAAGUGUGCUUGCCUUGGCAUGAUGAGGAACAGGAGGGAAAAGACUUUACUAAAUUCUUAUCAGAGAUUUCUAGUCAAUGUGUUCUUAAACUGGGUGGAGAAACAGUGAACACCUUCAAGACCUCAUCCAAGCAAAUGGCAACAACUUACAAGAAAUCAAAUUUCAGUGACUUGAUUCUUUUCUAAAGAUGAAAUGGGAUUGUUUUUACUUGUCUUUCUUGUUGCAAUAAUUAUAAACCAUUCUUUUUGUUUGUGACCAACUCCCGACACUCAGUACAGUCAUUUCUUGAUUGUUUCUUAGUGGUUUAUCCGGCACCAGCUGGGCUCCUGCAUCCUUGCUGUCUCAUCAGGCCCUGGCCGCUGAAUAUUCCUGUCCGGGCCCGGAUGGGCUCGGGCCCACACACGAAGUGGCGUGAUUCUCGUGGUGUUUACUUAUAUAUGUGUGUCUCUCCAUCAUUCCAAAAUUUAAGUGUACAUGGUUUAGAAUAACUUAUUUUACAAACCCUCUAUUUGGGGAGACACUGAGAUUUAACUGUAGAGAAAGCCACGUUUUCCUGGAUAAUGAUGGUCUUACAUGAAAGGAGAAUGUGGAAGCUCAGAGUUCACGUUUGGUUGUUUUGUUUUUAUUUCCUUGAUUUUGACUGUAAUCAUGUCACUCAGAAACCUGAAGUGUAGAUGUGUCUUGCUGCUAGUGUGUGAUGUUAAAACCCAACUGAAUUUCCAUGGCUUACACCACUGUGACGGCAUUCAAAAAAUACUCUCUUCUCCAUUCCACACCCUGAGAAAGUGCUUCCUAAUAAGCAGUAGUUGUACUGUGUCUUUGUAAGACUGCAGUUUUGUAUUUCUAAUGAGUGAAGGAACCACUGGUGUAAUACUGCGAGGAUUUCCUGCUUUUAACAUCAUUCUGCUUCCAGCUGUGAUAAUAUCUGGUCCCUGCUACAUUGUGCAGUUGUGGCUUUCCACACUGAAGUUUCAUUACUACUUUCUGGUGUGGGUGAUGCUGGAAUCUUAUCAUUUGAAAUCUUUGUUUUCCUGCUUUUUACAGUAAAGCCUCAUUAAUUCCUCUUGGAACUUAAGAUGAGUAAGCCAGAGGAAGGGUUUCCUGGAGCAAAUUAGUAGGAUGUAAGGAAGCCUAUUGGGUCUGAACUACUUAAACAAUUUUAAAGCUCUCUUUAAAAAGCAUCCUUUUACCAGUUGAUACUCCAAUUGCUAAUCACUUUUUUCAAUUACAUUAAAAUAGCUUUCAUGAGGAUUUUUAUGAGGCCAUAUUUUUUUAGAUAUAUUCAGUUUAGUCUUUAUCCCUAAAAUACAUACAUUUGUAUUUCUUGGAGAAUUUUAGUAUUUUUCCAUUUAAAUUUAUUUAUAUUGUCACCUACUCAAACUGGCCUUGUCCCUAAUGAAUUUUAAUUAAUGAGGUUUUAUUGUAGCUUUUUUUUCUCAGUGCUCCCUGCUAUGUAGUUUGCUUGUUUCCAUUUUGGUUUUGGAAUUGUUUCUUUUAUUCAUAACCUCUUUUAAACCCAGUGAACCCUGUUCUGUUUUUUUGAAGUUCCAAAGAUACCUAUAAAACUUUGUACGUUAAACUAUUACAUAAAGCCAAGUUUGAGCAAAUUACUUUCAAGUUUGUCUUUCUGUAGAAAAACUGAACAUUUUAUAUCAGAAAUUGCCUGCAUUUAAAACUGUCAAAUUACCUUAUAGUAACUUCCAAUUUUAUUACUUUGGGGGCUAAGAAUUAAAUGCUUUCCUAAGCAGAAAUUUUUUAUACAUUCUCAUUUUAUAUCUUAGAAAGUAUUAUGCUAUAAACAUUUUAAUUUUACUUUCACGGUUCUUUUUUGUUACCUGUAGGUUGUGUUCCUCUUUAUUGAAUUUUAUAUAUCAGAGACUGUUGUCUUGAUUCUUAAAACACAUUUGUACAACUGUUACUUUAUCUUUGAUUGGAAAUGCCCUUGGUUUGCAGAUAGAGUUUUAAAUGCCCUGGUACCUUCCCUGGGAGCCCUGUACCUUGUGCCCUAGGACUGUGGCAAAGGGGACUCCUUUGCUUGUUCAGGCGUGGGUCAGGGAGCUCAGCAGGGCGCUGCCUUUUUAGAUGACUCCCUAGGGAUCUCACUGCUUCCUUAGCAGUUGAACAGUAGGCAGUCUCAUUUGUUUUUUUCUAAGAGGAAUUGUGUUUUGGCUCAUAACUUGGUCAUUUUUUUCUUGGGUUAUCUUGGUUUCACUGGAAUGUAAGCUCCAGGAGCUCUGAAAGGGCAGAGAGUGUUGUCUGUUUUGUAUUCUGCUGUAUUACCAGCACUUGGAUCAGUGUCUGGUGUACAUAGGUGCUCAAUAAAAAUGUGUUCAAUGCA
Artibeus jamaicensis (Jamaican fruit-eating bat) is the source of this 4165-nucleotide messenger RNA. RefSeq names its product protein phosphatase 2 scaffold subunit Abeta (gene PPP2R1B). NCBI's taxonomy places the organism in Eukaryota, Metazoa, Chordata, Mammalia, Chiroptera, Phyllostomidae. The coding region runs from base 44 to 1849 and encodes 601 amino acids. The transcript is spliced from 15 exons. Gene Ontology annotation, molecular function: protein phosphatase regulator activity; protein binding. The record is from RefSeq and is a predicted model, not a curated record. Gene Ontology annotation, cellular component: protein phosphatase type 2A complex; cytoplasm. Gene Ontology annotation, biological process: protein dephosphorylation.